This is a messenger RNA of Eruca vesicaria subsp. sativa (arugula), 318 nucleotides long. NCBI's taxonomy places the organism in Eukaryota, Viridiplantae, Streptophyta, Magnoliopsida, Brassicales, Brassicaceae. The record is from the annotation of a GenBank genome assembly.
AUGGCGCUGAUCGUUUACUGGUACGAUUUCAUCUGCUUUGGUAUAGUACUGGCUGCAAUCGUUGCGUCCUUGUGGCUUCUGUUGCGCAGAGAAAGAGGCUGCAUAGACGUUGAAGAUACGACGCACAAUAGCUUGCUACAGCCUAGAUCAGGGUCAGAGAGCCUUGGUUUGGCUCGGUUAUGGACGAGCUGCUGGAGAGGGUUACAUCCUGGCUGGCUUCUCUUCACGCGUUCCAUCUCUUUUCUCUCCAUGGCUGCUUUAUUGGCUUGGGACGUCUUGAAGUGGGACGCAAGCAUCUUCGUCUAUUACACUGAGUGA